Fraxinus pennsylvanica is the source of this 951-nucleotide messenger RNA. The record is from the annotation of a GenBank genome assembly. NCBI's taxonomy places the organism in Eukaryota, Viridiplantae, Streptophyta, Magnoliopsida, Lamiales, Oleaceae.
AUGGAGAACACAAAUUUGAAAGCUAACACCAAUAACACUUGCGAACAAGAAGAUCUUACACAGAACCCUAGGACGGGGAUCAAUGAUAAUAACAAUAAUACCUCGUCAGAUGACGUCUUAAUAAAUAGCAAUGGUGAUGCUGAGAACAAUCGGCGUCAGAGAACUCCAUUUACGGACCUCAGUCAGGUCGAUGCUGAUCUCGCCCUUGCCCGCACCCUCCAAGAACAGGAAAGGGCAUACAUGAUGCUGAGAAUGCACAGCGGCAGUGAUUAUGGAAGUUGGGACGCUGGUAGUUAUGGGCAUGAUGAAGACGACGACGACGACGAUGAUGAUGCCGACAAUUUUGAUGAUGCCAGUGAAAAGGAUUAUAAUGGUACUCAUCUAGAGGUGGAUGUUGAUGCAGAAGAUGCAUUUGAUGUGCAUGCUCAUGCUGAAGGAUGUGAGGAUGAGAACCAAGCUGUUGAACUUGACCCUCUGGCUUUUUCAAGUGAUGAGGCCUAUGCUAGGGCCUUACAAGAUGCUGAAGAACGGGAAAUGGCAGCUAGGUUGUUAGCUCUAGCUGGAUUUAAUGAAAUGAUAGUUGGGGAUGCCGAGGAUGAAUACGAGGAUCAUGAUGAUAAUUCUCAGGAUGCAUGGGAGGAAGUUGAUCCAGAGGAACUAUCAUAUGAGGAAUUACUUGCCCUGGGUGAAGUUGUUGGGACAGAGAGCAGGGGUCUACCUGCUGAAACAAUUGCCUCUCUGCCUUCAGUCAAUUAUAAAUCACAAAGCAUUCAGGACGGAAACAAUGAUUCCUGUGUUAUAUGUAGGUUGGAAUACGAGGAGGGUGACACCUUGACUGUGCUUUCCUGCAAACAUUCUUACCAUCCUGAGUGUAUAAAUAAUUGGUUAAGAAUAAACAAGGUUUGUCCGGUAUGCAGUGCUGAAGUCGUCUCCUCUUCGGUAAACAGCUAG